This is a messenger RNA of Exserohilum turcica Et28A, 1599 nucleotides long. RefSeq lists its product as uncharacterized. The record is from RefSeq and is a predicted model, not a curated record. NCBI's taxonomy places the organism in Eukaryota, Fungi, Ascomycota, Dothideomycetes, Pleosporales, Pleosporaceae. The transcript has 4 exons. The coding region runs from base 157 to 1599 and encodes 480 amino acids.
CGUGUCUAUGUUCAACGCUCCUGUCUUAUUCUUAACAUGUAUAAAAGACGGGGGAGGCUCACUUUGUUGAUGACACGACCGCAGUAGUAUUGUUACUACGUACUACUAUUUUAUUAUUAUUACGCAAGCGAGCGCCAUCUUGAUUACACACUCGCCAUGGAUCGCAAACAUACACCUAGUUUCAACUUUGUCAAUCUCCAGCACCCCGAUGACCUCAAGAGUGAGGAGACGCAGCUCCGCAUCCGCCGCCUGGCCAUGACCGAGGUCGGCAAGGCGAGGAGGAAGCCCAAGACGAAACGCGCUCGGCACGAGAUUUUGCUCGAGUUUCGGAGCCCGCCCGAGAGCCGUGUGGAUAUUGAUCGCUUUGGUGGCGGUCAGCUGGACCCAUUUUCCCCGUAUCCCGUACAGCUCGAUGAUUCAGAUCGAGCAUUGCUAGCCAACGUCUUUGUCACUGAAGACAACAACCAUCCUACCGUUCUGCGGGGAUCUUGGUAUCCCGUUGGACUUAGUAAUCCCGCCGCCUUCUACAGCAUGCUUUCCAACUCGCAGAAUUUCUUAUUCGCCAGAAAACAUGGCUACUUUCCUUCUCAGGACGACAAUGUUGCGCUAAAGUAUCAUCACAAGGCUCUUCGCCACACCCUUAAGCAGUUACAGGACCCAGAGGCGCAUCAGAGUGAAGAGAUCAUAGGCUGCAUAGCUGCCUUUAUGAUACAUCAUACUUUUCUAGGCAAUUUCACAAGCAAUGAAUGGCAAAACCAUGCCAAUGCUUUACUAAAAGUCGUGGCGCUAAGAGGUGGCUAUGAUACUAUUACGACGGAACAUUUCCGAAUCACUGUGAGCUGGGCAGAUCUGUUAGCGAGUUUCUUUCAGGACACUAGCCCUGUUGUUCCAAUGCCGUCGAAAUGGAUUGUAGACUCGAAACUGGCGCCAAACAUGCCGCGGCCCUACAAUCGCAUCUCCUUGUCGUGGAAGAAGCGACUACCCAGGUGGCUGGAUUGGGUCUCCAUCUUUGAUGAUAUCGUCCAGAUGAUAUCGUUGGACCAGACGUUCAACGAGAGACAACUCAUGCUAGCUAUCACGAGCGGAAGCUGGACAGAGCCGACCCUGUACCGCCUCCUCUCUAUACGGCCAUUGGAAAACGGCAGCAGCUGGGAAUACGUCAUGGAAGAGGUUUGUCGGCUGGGUACACUGCUUUUCCUGGCGCCGAUAUGGAGAGCGCUGGGCCAAACGCCAGUAAGGACUGCCAUGAUGUCGCGCAAACUGCUGCUUGUCCUGGUGGAAAACAUGGGUGAAUGGAACGAGCUGAAGCCCCUGCUCGUCUGGGCACUCUACUUCGCCGCCAUCGAGACGCAAGAUUUGGGAGAGCGCAGCCAGUUUGUCUUGAUGCUCGGCAUUGUCAUGAAUGGCAUGCACCUGCAGGAAUGGGAGGAGGUCAUGGAAAUCGUCAAGGACGUCUUGUGGGUAGAAAAGGUGCUCGCUGGCACUGAUGAGCUCAUUCGAGACGAAGUUAUGCAGAUUGCGCAUCAGCAACAACAACAACAGCAGCAGCAACAACAAUUCGCUGUGAGCACCCCUGGCUCAGACGGGUAUUCCGUCUGA